UUCGUAGCUGUGCUCAUUGACCUGUUGUAAAUCCUUGAAAGUCCAAUUUGGUUCUUCCUCUCUCAAAAAAAAAAAAAAAAUGGCAGGAGGUUCGGUGACACCGACGCCGGUGUUGAAGGAUGAGCUCGACAUCGUCAUUCCCACCAUAAGAAACCUCGAUUUCUUGGAGAUGUGGAGGCCAUUCUUCGAACAAUACCAUCUGAUCAUCGUCCAAGACGGCGAUCCAACGAAGGUCAUCAAGGUCCCCGAGGGAUUCGAUUACGAGCUCUACAAUCGGAAUGACAUCAACCGGAUUCUGGGUCCCAAGUCCUCUUGCAUUUCAUUCAAGGACUCUGCUUGUCGAUGCUUCGGUUACAUGGUGUCCAAGAAGAAGUAUAUCUUUACCAUCGACGACGAUUGCUUUGUUGCUAAAGACCCAUCUGGCAAAGAGAUCAAUGCACUUGAGCAGCACAUAAAGAACCUCUUAAGUCCAUCUGCUCCAUUUUUCUUCAACACUCUUUAUGAUCCAUACAGAGAUGGUGCUGACUUUGUCCGUGGAUACCCUUUCAGUCUCCGUGAGGGUGCACCCACAGCUGUUUCUCAUGGCCUGUGGCUCAACAUCCCUGAUUAUGAUGCUCCAACCCAGCUUGUUAAGCCUCGUGAGAGAAACACGAGAUAUGUAGAUGCAGUUAUGACAAUACCUAAGGGUACCCUGUUCCCCAUGUGUGGUAUGAAUUUGGCAUUCAAUCGCGAACUGAUCGGACCUGCAAUGUACUUUGGACUCAUGGGUGAUGGUCAGCCAAUUGGACGCUACGAUGACAUGUGGGCUGGCUGGUGCACCAAGGUGAUAUGUGACCAUUUGGGAUUGGGAAUCAAGACUGGUCUGCCCUACAUAUGGCACAGCAAAGCCAGCAACCCUUUUGUUAACCUCAAAAAGGAGUACAAAGGUAUCUACUGGCAAGAAGAGCUGAUCCCAUUCUUUCAAUCGGCAACUCUUUCCAAGGAAUGCACUACGGUUCAAAAAUGCUACCUUGAACUCUCUAACCAAGUCAGGGCUAAACUUGCCAAGGUCGAUCCCUACUUCGUGAAGUUAGCAGAUGCCAUGGUCACUUGGAUCGAAGCGUGGGAUGAGCUCAAUCCUUCUGGUUGAAAAACUCUGCAUGGCAAUCUAGCGGCAUUGCAAUAGUAGACUCUUGCCUAGCAAUUACUUUCCUUCCAUUUUAUGAUGUUUUAACAUUUCAAAUCAGCAAUUUUCAAAUGUUAUAGUCUUAAUUUAUCACCCCGAGGAUUUAUUAAUGUUUUACUAGAGAAAGGAAAGAUUUGGAGGAAUUUGAGAGCAUACUCGUUAUGCGUAUCAGCGAAUGCAAUCUUUUCCACUCUUA
Molecule: messenger RNA, 1361 nt
Organism: Cornus florida
Lineage: Eukaryota; Viridiplantae; Streptophyta; Magnoliopsida; Cornales; Cornaceae
Product: probable UDP-arabinopyranose mutase 2
Exons: 4
Coding region: 80-1129 (349 amino acids)
Biological process (GO): plant-type cell wall biogenesis; UDP-L-arabinose metabolic process
Cellular component (GO): Golgi apparatus; cytosol
Molecular function (GO): UDP-arabinopyranose mutase activity
Source: RefSeq, a predicted model, not a curated record